This is a messenger RNA of Glycine soja, 1020 nucleotides long. RefSeq names its product peptidyl-tRNA hydrolase 2, mitochondrial-like. Gene Ontology annotation, cellular component: mitochondrion; cytosol. Gene Ontology annotation, molecular function: peptidyl-tRNA hydrolase activity. The record is from RefSeq and is a predicted model, not a curated record. NCBI's taxonomy places the organism in Eukaryota, Viridiplantae, Streptophyta, Magnoliopsida, Fabales, Fabaceae. Bases 133 to 705 code for a protein of 190 amino acids. The transcript has 7 exons.
CACUCAUGGCAUGAGUUAGUAAUUGGCCAUUUACCAUUUUGUCCGGUGAGCGUUGCUGAAGAAAACGUUGGGUUGACGCAGAGUGUUAUUCUUCUUCCCUUCGUCUGAAAACCCUAAAACAUUGAAUCUUAGAUGGACUUGACAUGGUUGAGUGCCAUCCUGGUGGGGGCUGGUUACCUUGCUUUGGGUUACUUCAUUGGUUCUCAGUAUCCCCCUCGUUUCCUCUUCUCACAUAAAUUAUCGACUAAACAUAAAGAAGAUGCUUCACUUCUCAAUGACAACGACAAUAAGAAGAGGAAUACUAAGUCCAAACUCAAAGACCCCCUGGAGAUUGAACAACUCGCUGAAAUCCUCGAUGAUUUUAAGAUGAUACUCGUUGUCAGGAAUGAUCUUAAAAUGGGUAAAGGGAAGAUUGCUGCUCAAUGCAGUCAUGCAACGUUAGGUCUCUAUAAAAAGAUCCUUCGUCGAGCACCAAAGGCUUUGAAUAGGUGGGAGAUGUCUGCACAGCCUAAGGUGGUUGUCAAAAUUGAAAGCGAAGAAGAUAUGCUGGCUUUGCAAGAAAGGGCUAAAUCUCUGAAGUUACCUACCCAUAUCACAAUUGACGCUGGGAGAACACAGAUUGCACCAAAUUCCAGAACAGUGAUGGCAAUUCUUGGACCUGUUGAAGUGGUAGAUGAGGUAACAGGUGGUCUGAAACUACUAUAGUUUUCUGUCAGAUCAUCUUGGUGCAUUGCUUACCAUGAAGCAUAACAGAUCGAACUAAUUAUGGGCCCCGUGAAGAUUUACCAUGUUCUUUGUCCACAAAAAGAUUUACGAUUAAUCUUAGUUGAUAGUUUGAUGAUAACGAUGAUGAUGAAAACUUGUCUUUAGAGAUCUGGAAUCAUGUGCAAUUCAGUUUGUAUGAUAUAUUUACGGUGAUUCCAGGCUCAGCGCCCAAAAUUUUUAUUCACGAUUGGUUUUGGAAGGUGUAUGAAUUUUUUAAGCCAUUGAAGUAAAACUUGGAUAUGCCAUUCGGAAUAA